Messenger RNA from Aplysia californica (California sea hare), 2780 nucleotides. RefSeq lists its product as uncharacterized. The transcript has 13 exons. The record is from RefSeq and is a predicted model, not a curated record. NCBI's taxonomy places the organism in Eukaryota, Metazoa, Mollusca, Gastropoda, Aplysiida, Aplysiidae. Bases 327 to 2519 code for a protein of 730 amino acids.
GCUUUAAAUAAUAAUUAAAGUUGAAACAUAACAACAAUCAUAAAAAAACACCUGAACCUACGUACAUUAUCAUACAAAGCUGAGGUAUGAUGUCAACAAACCUAAUCUUUUCGGCGAUAUUCGGUAAGAAACUCAAGUUUACGGCACCCCCAAGCAACGGGUACGCGGUAAAUCGAAACGAGGAUGUGUCAAUGAACGAAUUCCUUGAUCUACACUUGUUCGAAUUCAAAUACACGGUGCAGAUCAGUGUGGUUGAGUGCGAUCAUCAAGAGUAAUUGUCCAAGUUUGUACGAAGAAAUUACGUGUCAAAUCAGGCUGGAUACAAUAUGAACGGGAAACUUGGACUCUCUGGGGCCUACAACAGAAAGAGAACCCUCAGUCCUCUUCAGAACUCUUCACCAAGUCAAGAGAAUCAAAAAGAAAGUUACUCUAGAGUUCUGAAUGAAAACAAGGUGCUGAAGGAAAAAAAUGUGAAAUUGAAAGAAGAUCUUCAAGAUUUAAGAUCAUCUUUGAAGCAAGUCACAAGUGAAAGCUCUCAUGAGAAUAUUGAUGAAAGACGUAUUAAUCUGAUAAAGUUUCAAGUCAUUCAGCUAGAAAGACAGAUUGCCAUUUUAAAUGAAGCACUGGGGUCUCGAUCAGAGGCCAUUAUGGAAACUGAAAAUACGAUGGCUUGGCUUGCAGACAGAUUGAGGUCGUAUGUGGCAUCUGAAAUCAAAGGGCCCAUGGUGUCAAUUUCCCGCAGUGAUCUGACUUCCAUGAUUGAGGCUUUAGAAUCAUCAAGGAUAAAACUUUUUAAAUCUGUUGAGAAAUGUGACAGAGAAGAAGUGGGAAAGAGUCUUUUGCUUCUGAACCCAUUUCUUAAUGGAAAGGCAAAACAAAAGGAGACGUUGUCUGUACUGGAUAUUUCUCUUGGACGAAUGGAUUAUCUCAAUCUGCAGCAUGUGGCCCAGCUGGAGUCUAAGCUAUGCACCGUGUACAAGGAGCUCAUUGGAGUUCAUGAGCAGAUGCAAAGUCUCCAUAUAGGGCAUGUCCAUGGAGGGAGCAUGAAUUGUGCAGAACAGGAGAGACUGAUGGAAAAGCUUCUGAAAUCCUUGUUAGUGGUCAAGGAUGCCACUGAUGACCUUCUGGCUUUGUCCUUACUAUGUCCCAGCUCACCCUGGCCUGUCUUGUCGAGGCCCUUAACCAAAGAAGUACCAGUGGAGAGAGUUAUAGCAGCUUUGCCUCAAUUACCACGAAGCAAGAAGGAUGAAGUUGUGCAUAUACUGCAAUCUGGUAUUGGGACUUGCAACCACAGAUAUCACCUCCUUGAGAAAGAAAAGGCUGCACUGAAAGAAGAACUUGCAUUUCACAGAUCUGUAUAUGAACAGCAGGUCAAAUACACCACAGAUUUGUUUGAUGCUCUCAGGAAAGGAUACUCUGAAUUUGAGGAAUCUGCAAAGAGUGUAAUUUGUGCCCCUUUGGAAAAUAUGCUUGGUGCUUACAAGAAACUCAAAAAGUCCACAUCAGAGGCUGCUCUGAGAGAUUUUCUUCUCAUUAUUAAAGAAAAUGAACUACAGCUUUCAUCUGUCAUUGACAUGUUUGACAAGACUACCAGUGAUAGCAAUGGAGCAGAUGCAUUUGGAGCCUAUGGUGCGGACUUGAUGUCUAAACUGGCAGCGGUAGAGUUCCAGUGUCAACAACGUCGGGACAAAGCUAUCAGGGAAAAGAAGUCUGUACGAGAAGAGCAAAAGCGAAGGGAUCGGGAACUUCAGAACCUUAUUGAGGAUUUAGAAGCCAAAUAUGAGAAACAAUGGUUGCCAUAUUCCAAUGGAAUGAGCUCGUCAAGAGCUGGUUCAAAAGAAAGCUUGGUGGAAGUGACAGAAGAGACUAUUGUAGAGAACCCAUCUCGUGAUUCUAACGAGGACCUGUCCCAAAUGUCUGCUGCUUGUCGUGGGCACACAUCGAAACCAGACAGAAUUGUUGUUGAGGACCCUACUAUUCUCCGCAGCUAUUUGGACGAGGACUCUGAUUGGGUCAGUGCUUUUGAUGAAAGUGCCCCAAAAGAUCAUCAAAAAGGGACAAAAGAAGAAAAGUCAACUAAAAGAGAGGCACUUAAUAGUGGAGGUUUUAUCUCCUCCAAUGAGGCAGGUCAGGCAUUGGAGCGCAAUGAACAUCCUGAACUCAGAAGCAGCAGGAAAUCAGGGGCUCAAAAACCGUCUUCGAAGUGGGUACCAGAUAAAGAAUGGAUCAACGAUUUUACUUCCCAGUUGAAGUCGGCUAGCCCUGAUUCUGGGUCAAAACGACUGAACAGUAAUGAAGAUGACUUGACUCAGGUACUAGCUCCUACAGAAGGAAAAAGUGCCCGUUCACAACCACUGAGCUCUGGUAGAAAAACAUCUUCGAGAAUUUUCACAGUGUCAAAAAACAAGCCAAAGUCAUAUGAACAGAACCUUGGGGUUGCCCAAUCUUCUUUGAAGUUGAAGAAACAGAGCAGUUUUUCAUCAUCUUCUAAUGGCAAUUCAAAACAUGAUGGUUCAUGACUGAAAUAGACAUAUUAUAUGUAAAGCAAUACAAUCAAUUUUUUUGUAUAUCUCUAUAAUCUAUGUCUAUAAAAGUGUCAAUGAUUCUUGCAUAGACAAGGGACAGAGAGUUUCUUUGACCCUUCUUAAUGCAUUGUGAUUUCAUUCUGCAGGAAAUGUGCCUUUUUUAAUACUCAAGACUAAGAGAAGAUAAUCAUGUGCAAUAUCCUCUUUGAAUAAUUUGAUGAGCGGAAGAAUAUAUUCCACACUUCACACUCACAA